Alosa sapidissima (American shad) is the source of this 4428-nucleotide messenger RNA. RefSeq names its product glutamate receptor ionotropic, kainate 2-like. NCBI's taxonomy places the organism in Eukaryota, Metazoa, Chordata, Actinopteri, Clupeiformes, Clupeidae. Gene Ontology annotation, biological process: monoatomic ion transport; synaptic transmission, glutamatergic; modulation of chemical synaptic transmission. The transcript has 16 exons. The record is from RefSeq and is a predicted model, not a curated record. Gene Ontology annotation, molecular function: transmitter-gated monoatomic ion channel activity involved in regulation of postsynaptic membrane potential; kainate selective glutamate receptor activity. The coding region runs from base 54 to 2798 and encodes 914 amino acids. Gene Ontology annotation, cellular component: presynaptic membrane; postsynaptic membrane; plasma membrane.
AGCCAGACUCGAGCACCUCGCGGGGGCUUAUCGCUGCUCGUUCGGAGGGCAACAUGAGGAGCCCGUACCCACCGGUGAAGUGUCUCAUCCUCCGCGCGCAUCUGCUGUUGCUGCCUCUCGCGUUCUUCCUCGACACUUCUCGUGGGAUGCCACACGUUUUGAGAUUCGGAGGGAUCUUUGAAUCAAUAGAGAGCGGUCCGUCUGGGCCAGAAGAACUUGCCUUUAAGUUCGCCCUGAACACCAUCAACAGAAACCGUACACUACUGCCCAACACCACACUCACAUAUGACAUCCAGAGAAUCAAUGUCUUCGACAGCUUUGAAGCCUCCAGGAAAGCCUGUGAUCAACUCUCAUUGGGUGUGGCAGCCAUCUUUGGCCCCUCCCACAGCUCCUCGGCCAAUGCGGUGCAGUCGAUCUGCAACGCCCUGGGCGUGCCGCACAUCCAGACGCGCUGGAAGCACCAGGUGUCGGACAACCGGGACGCCUUCUACACCAGCCUCUACCCGGACUUCAGUUCUCUCAGCCGGGCCAUCCUGCACCUGGUCAACUUCUUCAAGUGGAGGACCGUCACCGUGGUGUACGACGACAGCACAGGGUUCUUCUCCACAGGGCUGAUUCGGCUGCAGGAGCUGAUCAAGGCUCCGUCGCGCUACAACAUCCGUCUGAAGAUUCGUCAGCUGCCCGCCGAGACCAAGGACGCCAAGCCCUUGCUCAAGGAGAUGAAGAAGGCCAAGGAGUUCCAUGUCAUCUUCGACUGCGGACAUGAGAUGGCUGCUUGGAUUCUCAAACAGGCUCUCUCCAUGGGCAUGAUGACAGAGUACUAUCACUUCAUAUUUACCACGCUGGAUCUGUUUGCGCUGGACAUGGAACCGUACCGCUACAGUGGCGUGAACAUGACGGGCUUUAGGAUCCUGAACACGGAGAGCACGCAGGUCACCUCCAUCAUUGAGAAGUGGUCCAUGGAGAGACUGCAGGCGCCGCCCAAACCGGACUCCGGGCUGCUGGACGGCUUCAUGACGACGGACGCUGCUCUGAUGUAUGACGCGGUGCACGUAGUGGCCGUGGCCGUGCAGCAGACGCAGCAGAUGACCGUCAGCUCCCUGCAGUGCAACCGCCACAAGCCCUGGCGCUUUGGCGGCCGCUUCAUCAGCCUCAUCAAAGAGGCCCAGUGGGAUGGCCUCACUGGUCGGAUCCUCUUCAACAAAACCAACGGUCUCCGCACAGACUUUGACCUGGACGUCAUCAGUCUGAAGGAGGAGGGACUGGAAAAGAUUGGAACGUGGGAUCCUCUAAACGGCUUGAAUAUGACUGAGAGCCACAAGGGCAAAGGUUCCAGCAACGUCACAGACUCGCUGGCCAACAGGUCCCUGAAGGUCAUCACCAUAUUGGAGGAGCCGUAUGUCAUGUUUAAGAAGUCAGACAAGCCUCUGUAUGGCAAUGACCGCUUCGAGGGCUACUGCAUUGACCUUCUGAGAGAGCUGUCGACCAUCUUGGGCUUCCGCUACGAUAUCCGAUUGGUGGAGGACGGGAUGUAUGGGUCUCUGGAGGAGAGCAGUGGCCAAUGGAACGGCAUGGUCCGGGAGCUUAUAGAUCAUAAAGUGGACCUGGCGGUGGCCCCCCUGACCAUCAGCUACGUGCGGGAGAAGGUCAUCGACUUCUCCAAGCCUUUUAUGACAUUGGGGAUAAGUAUUCUCUACCGCAAGCCCAACGGCACCAACCCCGGCGUCUUCUCCUUCCUCAACCCACUCUCGCCCGACAUCUGGCUGUAUAUUCUGCUCGCUUGCUUGGGUGUCAGUUGCGUGCUGUUUGUCAUUGCCAGGUUCAGCCCAUAUGAGUGGUACAACCCACACCCUUGCAACCCAGACUCGGAUGUGGUGGAGAAUAACUUUACUCUACUCAACAGCUUCUGGUUCGGAAUCGGAGCGCUCAUGAGACAAGGUUCGGAGCUGAUGCCUAAGGCCCUGUCCACGCGGAUUGUCGGCGGGAUCUGGUGGUUCUUCACCCUCAUCAUCAUCUCGUCAUACACAGCCAAUCUGGCCGCCUUCCUGACCGUGGAGCGCAUGGAGUCGCCCAUCGACUCGGCCGACGACCUCGCCAAGCAGACCAAGAUCCUCUACGGCCUGGUGGAGGGAGGGGCCACCAUGACCUUCUUUAAGAAGACGAAGAUCUCCACCUAUGAUAAGAUGUGGGAGUUCAUGAACAGCCGGCGGCAGUCGGUGGUGGUGAAGAGUGUGGACGAGGGCAUCCACCGCGUGCUCACCUCGGACUACGCCUUCCUCAUGGAGUCCACCACUAUCGAGUUCGUCACGCAGCGCAACUGCAACCUCACGCAGAUAGGGGGCCUCAUUGACUCUAAGGCCUACGGAGUCGGCACGCCCAUGGGCUCUCCGUACCGGGACAAGAUCACCAUAGCCAUCCUGCAGCUGCAGGAGGAGGGCAAGCUGCACAUGAUGAAGGAGAAGUGGUGGCGUGGGAACGGCUGCCCUGAGGAGGACAGCAAGGAGGCCAGUGCCCUGGGCGUGCAGAACAUCGGCGGCAUCUUCAUCGUGCUCGCCGCCGGCCUCGUGCUCUCCGUCUUCGUCGCCGUCGGCGAGGUGCUCUACAAGUCCAAGCAGAAUGCCAACGUCGAGAAGAAGUCCUUCUGCAGCGCCAUGGUGGACGAGAUCCGCACGUCCCUCAAGUGCCAGCGGCGUCUCAAACAGAAGCCGCAGCCGCCUGUCAUCGUCAAGACCGAGGAGGUCAUCAACAUGCACACCUUCAACGACCGACGACUGCCCGGCAAGGAGACCAUGGCAUGAAGGACGAACCAUAAUCCUGUCCCACCCCCAACCGAACCCCCCCCCCCCCGACCCACCCAGUCCAGGGCCACACAGUCCUCCACCCCCAUAGCAACACCCCCACCUCCUGAGUCUACCAGUGACCCCUCUGUCUCCCCCUACACGCCUUACCCACAUACACACCAACACCAUGUAGCCCUCAGCACGCAGGUGAUGGUGACGUAGCCAAUCAGGCGUCCUGAACAUCCACCUCCAAACCUUGAACCUUGAACCUCCAAUCAGGUCUCUUGAGCCUCCACCUUCCAUGCAGUAAGUAGCUGAUGACCAGUGCCCUGGGUGAGUCCCAAAUCACCCACUCGCACCCUCGCCACCUUGCCCCCCUGCAGAGGAACUGACCGCCUGUUUCCUGUGGAAAUGCCGUCGUCUGGGCUUGGAUUUACGACCAUAGGAGAAUGAGGUGGGGGGUCCAAAUUCAGACCGUGUACUCCCCUGGGAAGAAAUAAUGGAAUGUACAUUUGCAACGGGUGUAACUGAUAUUGUAAUUGACAUUGGGAUAUACACCCAAUAACAUAUUGUAGAUAUUGGGGUCUACACCCAGUAUUACAUAUAUUAGGGAUAUUGGGGUCUACACCCAAUAUUGAAGAUGUUGUGGACACUUGGAUCUUGGAUAUUAAAGAUGUGGGGAUACUGGGAUCUACACCUGAUAUUGCGGAUCUUCUUUAGAUCUGAGCUUCUGUGACACUCCAAAGGAUAAUGGUAGAAUGAACAAUUUAGAGAUGGAGGCCUUGCAGUUCAUCAAGGACUGAGCGUUGUCAUGGCAACUCCACGACGAGUGGCAGCGCGUCAAUAUGAUGACACACACUGGCUCGAACAUUUCCUGUAGGCGUUGUCUAAAUGAACUAAGGCAACUGGUGCCAUAGAAACCUGUGAUUCAAAGCUGCCUGUAACUGUUUUUUUGUUGUUGUUUUUUUAAAGGAGGCAGUGAACUGUAAAUUACUGACACACACAAACACACUCCUUAUGUCCAGACCUCUGCCCUGCCAGAACAGGCAAUGGGCCACCGCGCUGCAAUGCAUCCUGGGACAUAGGCAGUGCAGAAAUGGAACAUGUCUAAAUUUAAAUGUCUUUUGUUAAUCUACUUGCGUUUGCCUUAUUUGGCUGAUUUGUUAGUAAUUGUUUUUGUGUCGCUCAGACUUGUAAGCUUGUUGCUUCUGGAUGCCCGUAUACUGGGUUCAAAAGAAAAGACUGCAUUGGACAUAAAUAUCUGCCAGACCUGACGCCCAACGAGAAUGUGUCUGUCCAUCACUGUAUGUAGACAUCAGGCAUGGGGAAAUGAUGUGCUUGUUUUGUUUAUUUUAUUUCUGUGAUGUGAAGGAGUCUCAGCGUCCUUUCUUGUUGAGGUUCUCUUACUUUUUCAGUCAUUUCUUUUCUGGGGGGUUGAGGAUUUCUACAGAAGAUGACUUUUUUUCUACAAAGGCUAAUUUUUGUAGUUCUUUCUAUUAGUGUGAUGCACACCCAGACACAUACACACACACGUACAGACCUGGACACACUGGACCUUCAGAUAAACAUCUGUGGCUCAGUCUAUACAGACACAGCUACACACACACACACACACACACACACACACACACACACACACACACACACA